Messenger RNA from Carya illinoinensis, 1933 nucleotides. RefSeq names its product protein DETOXIFICATION 29. The coding region runs from base 98 to 1666 and encodes 522 amino acids. Gene Ontology annotation, biological process: xenobiotic detoxification by transmembrane export across the plasma membrane. The record is from RefSeq and is a predicted model, not a curated record. The transcript is spliced from 8 exons. Lineage: Eukaryota; Viridiplantae; Streptophyta; Magnoliopsida; Fagales; Juglandaceae. Gene Ontology annotation, cellular component: vacuolar membrane. Gene Ontology annotation, molecular function: xenobiotic transmembrane transporter activity; antiporter activity.
GACUUCCCUAGAGUUCGUCAUUUAUAUACGAGAGAAGCUGCCAAUAAGAAACUAAACCACUUACUUACUAGUCCCUAAAGACCAAUUUGUCUCUCUUAUGGAGGAUGGUAAGCUGCAGCCACUUCUGUCCUCCAGCGUCGAGGACCAAAACCAAAACCAUGAGCCGACACAGUCCCUCCCUGUAGCAGCAGACACUUCUACCGCCGCCAUCUUCGUCGCCGGUGUCCCUGAUAUCCUUCCUAUCGAGGGGCCUCGCGACUUUUUCAGAGAGUUCCUCAUCCAGUCAAAGAAGCUCUGGUACCUCGCCGGCCCCGCCAUCUUCACCAUCAUAUGCCGGUAUUCGCUCGGGGCCGUUACCCAAGUCUUCCUUGGCCAUGUCAGCACUCUCGCCCUCGCUGCUUUCGCCGUCGAAAACUCUGUUAUCGCCGGCUUCUCCUUCGGCAUCAUGCUUGGAAUGGGGAGCGCGCUCGAAACUCUAUGCGGGCAAGCGUACGGAGCUGGGCAGAUUGAUAUGCUAGGGAUCUACAUGCAAAGGUCGUGGUUGAUUCUCGUGUCCACGGCUUUGCUUCUAAGCCUUUUGUACAUAUUUGCCGGGCCACUCUUGAAACUAAUCGGCCAGACGGAAUCUAUAUCGGAAGCCGCGGGACUCCUCGCCAUUUGGAUGAUUCCGCAACUUUUCGCCUACGCGAUGAACUUCCCGAUUGCCAAGUUUCUGCAGGCGCAGAGCAAGAUCAUGGUUAUGGCCAUGAUAGCGUGCGUGGCUCUGGUUCUGCACACUUUCUUUAGCUGGCUGCUGAUUAUGAAGUUAGAAUGGGGUCUGGUGGGAGGGGCUGUGGUACUGAACUCGGCGUGGUGGUUCAUAGUGGUGGCGCAGCUGAUUUAUAUUUUUUGUGGGAGUUGUGGCAGGGCCUGGUCUGGGUUUUCGUUGAAGGCGUUUCAAAAUCUAUGGGGUUUCAUUAGGCUAUCGGUGGCCUCCGCAGUGAUGCUCUGCUUGGAAGUUUGGUAUUUCAUGGCGCUGAUCCUCUUUGCUGGAUAUCUAAAGAAUGCGGAAGUUUCAGUAGAUGCCUUGUCCGUAUGCAUGAACAUAUUGGGCUGGACAAUCAUGUUUGGUCUUGGGAUGAAUGCCGCCGUAAGUGUAAGAGUUUCAAAUGAGUUGGGAGCAGGUCAUCCAAGAGCAGCAAGAUUAUCAUUAGUGGUGGCAGUGGUGACUUCAUUUAUAAUUGGUUUCGUAAUCUCACUCAUUCUGAUACUUACACGAAAUGACUACCCAUCUUUAUUUUCGAGCGAUACCCAAGUCGAAGACCUUGUUAAGGAGCUCACUCCGGUACUUGCACUCUGCAUUAUUAUUAACAAUGUUCAACCCGUUCUUUCUGGAGUGGCCAUUGGGACAGGAUGGCAAGCUGCUGUUGCUUAUGUGAACAUUGCAUGUUAUUACAUAUUGGGAGUACCUCUGGGUGUCAUAAUGGGUUACAAACUUGAUUUGGGGGUCAGGGGAAUAUGGUAUGGAAUGAUGACAGGAACAAUCGCACAGACGUGUGUCCUUUUCUUCAUGAUUUAUAGGACCAACUGGAGCAAAGAGGCCUCUAAUGCAGAAGACAGAAUUAAGAAAUGGGGAGGACACACAAAUACCAGUGAGAACGACGUGGCUGAAACAACCGAAACGUGAAAGUGCCAAGCAACGAGCCAGAGAGAUGUUCGCAAAUUAGAGGCCAUACCUCAUAAAGCCAAUUUUCUCCGACAUGCAAUGCAUAUGCUACUCCCAAGACAGCGAAGAGGUCUUUCUAUUGUUUGGCUUGAAAGUAUUUUUUUUUCGCUUUUCGUGGAAGAACUCCUCAUCAGGAGAAGCAAAAUUUCACAUCCUUUCACAAAAAGUCUCGUAUUGAGAUUGUCCAACUGUUCAAUCAAAAGAGGAAUGCAUAACGCCCUUUUACCA